Cordyceps militaris CM01 is the source of this 1395-nucleotide messenger RNA. RefSeq names its product Peptidase M24, structural domain. The transcript is spliced from 4 exons. The coding region runs from base 1 to 1395 and encodes 464 amino acids. The record is from RefSeq and is a predicted model, not a curated record. Lineage: Eukaryota; Fungi; Ascomycota; Sordariomycetes; Hypocreales; Cordycipitaceae.
AUGUCUGAAGAGACCGAAUACCAGCUUGCGCUGCCCCUCCUUCGUUUCUGUGGUGGCCUGAGAUUACCCCGCCAAAGCGUGUCGCCGCUGGAAGCUUGUUGCGGUGCUGCCCGCGACAGGACCAAAAGCGCGCACACGACCGGCUACAAUUAUCUCCCACGUCUUGUACAAUCGCUGACAUGGCCUCCAGAUUACACCCUGAACAACCCCGAUACUCUGACCAAGUACAAGACGGCUGGUCAGAUCUCCGAAAAGGUCCUUGCCCAGGUUGCCGAGCUCUGUGUCCCGGGCGCAAAGAUUGUCGAAAUUUGCCAAAAGGGCGACAAGCUCCUCGAAGACGAGGUGGCCAAGGUGUACCGCGGAAAGAAGAUCACCAAGGGCUUCUCUAACCCCACCACCAUCUCUCCCGCUUCCUAUGUCACCCCCUACACUCCCCUAACUUCGGACGAGACCGAGGCUGCUACCGAGAUCAAGCCUGGCGAGCCCAUCAAGAUCCAGCUCGGUGCUCAGAUUGAUGGCUUCGGUACCAUUGUCUGCGACACCGUCAUCGCCAGCAAGGAUAAGGAAACCAUCACCGGACGUUCCGCCGACCUGCUCCUCGCCAACUACUAUGCUAACGAGCUUCUCCUCCGCUUGAUGGUCCCUUCUGGUCUCCUAGCACAGGGUACCGACGAGGAAAAGGCCAAGGCUAGCGCCAAGAAGGCUCCUUCCCAAAGCCAGAUCACCUCUCUGCUCGAGAAGGUCUGCGAGACUUAUGAGUGCCACCUUGUCGAGAGCACCACCUCGUGGCUGUUUGACCGUAAUGAGAUUGAGGGUACCAAGAAGAUCGUCCUGGCUCCCACCGAGGGCGCCAAGGGCGAGGGCGUUCCCGCGGUUGGUGAGGUCUGGGGUGUCGAGAUGGGUGUCAGUCUGGGCUCGGGCAAGUGCAAGACUCUCGAGGGCCGCACCACCCUCCACCGCCGUACCACCAACACCUACGGCCUGAAGCGUCCCACCUCGCGCAAGAUCCUUUCCGAGGUGCAGAAGAAAUUUGGCACCUUCCCGUUCAGCCUGAGGCAGCUCGAUGACGAGCGUGAUGCCAAGUCUGGUGUCGUCGAGUGCGUUCGCGGCAACGUCUUCCGCCAGUACGAGAUUGUCGGUGACAAGGAUGGCUCCCCCGUGGCCAGACUGUUGACCACCGUCGCCAUUACCAAGAACGGCCUCACCAAGCUUGGCGGCCCUCCUGCGCUGGACCUCACCAAGGUGCAGUCUGACAAGAAGAUUAGCGACACUGAGAUUCUCAAGAUCCUCGAGCAGCCGCUGGCCCGCAACACGGGCAAGAAGAAGAGCAAGAGCAAGAAGAAGCAGCCUGCUAAGAAGGCAGAGUCUGAUGAUGAGGAGUCUGACAGCGAGUAA